CCGAUCGUUUUUGAUCCCGAACCCUUCUCCCAACUCCUCAUCUCACGCCGACCUUCUCCAUCCAACUCCUCCUCUCACACCCUCUCCUUCCAACUCCUCUCCGGCAAACCCCUCUCCGGCGAACCCCUCUCCACGAACCACUCCUCCUAACUCUUCUCCGUCAAGACCGCGGGAUUAAUCACAUUAUUCCUUCACCUCUUCAUGCCCUAAUCUCUUCGCCUCCGUCGCCUCAUUCAUGCUUCCUUCACACUGCCCAAUCUCUUUGAUCACACCUUCGUCAAGCGACAGAUUCCGGUGCAUAUGCUUGGGAGCUUGAGCUACGGGAGAUGGCUCCACGGCCGCAUCCCUGGGAGCGGAUUAGCCACUAAUGUUCAGCUGGGAACCGCCAUCGUAAACAUGUACGCCAAAUGUGGAGCACUGAAAUGCGCCGGCCAGGUGUUCGACAGAAUGCUGCUGAGGAAUGUGUGGACUUGGAGUGCCAUGAUUCUGGGGCUAGCCCAGCACGGUUUGGCUCGCAAUGCCAUCGAGCUGUUCGACGAAAUGAAGCAUGCUUUUGUCGAGCUCAACUACGUCACAUUUCUAGGAGUCAUCUCUGCUUGCAGCCAUGCCGGCUUAGUCGAUGUCGGCCUCAGGCUUUUCCACGAGAUGGUCGAGCAACACGGGAUCAAACUAAGGAUGUCGCAUUGCAGUGCCAUGGUCUAUUUGCUGGGCCGCAACGGCCACCUACAGGAGGCUUACAACUUCGUACAGCGAAUGCCCAUCGAGCCUGAUGCUGUAGUUUGGAGGACACUGCUGAGUACUUGCCAGUUGCAUCCAGAGAAAGAUGAAACUGGUAUCGGUCAAGAGGCGAAGCGAAGAUUGCUGGAGCUGGAACCUAGGAGAGUCGGGAACUACGUAAUGGCAGUGAAUAUGUACUCGGACCAGGGGUCGUGGGAUGAGGCUGCGAGGGUUAGGAGGAGGAUGAGGGAGGAAGGUUUGAGGAAGGCACCCGGGGAGAGCUGCAUAGAAGUGGGCGGAGGGAUGCAUAGAUUCAUCUCAGGAGACAAUUAUUGUAAUAAUGGUUACGAGACAAUUAUUACACUUAUUGUAAUAAUGGUAAAAGAAGCAAUGGUCAGGCUGCAAUGGAGCAUUCUGCCCAGGUGAUAUUGUACACUCUUUUGAUGUCUGAAAGGCAAAAUUGGUGUUUUAAUUGGAAUACUACUCUUUCAGAUAUUUGAAAAGGGAUAUCAAUAUUGGCCUUCUAUAUUACCUCCAGACAGAUCAGACAAGGGUAAAGUGCUAUGUCAUAACAAAUUAUGGAGGUCUAGGUGUUGUCUUGCAUACAAAUGUUCUUAUAGGGUGUCAAAGUUCAACGAUCGACUUAGUUGGGCUAAUUAUGCACCGCAAUGAACUAGCAACUGAUGUCCUAAAGGCUUCAAGAACACGACACCUACCUUCAAUGCUACAGAAUCUAGCAUUGUGCAAAGUUUGUCGCCAUCUUAAUAUCUGCACAAUCUUUCAUAAGGCUUAUGGAGGCGAUUCUAAUAACAGUGGACUUGGUGAUUUCUUUGAUGACCUUGCGGGCCACUUAACUGUUUCUCAUUCUAAUUUUCUUAAGCAUUGGGUUCGUUUGGUUGACUUGGAAGCUCAGGCAUCUAAGGUCAAUAAGAAAGAGAGGUUCUCUUCACGUACUCCAUGGCAUGAGAAUAGUACCAGAAGCAGUUCUUACAUCCUUGUUGAUUUUACGAACGAAUUUUCAGGCAGUAAUUCUUCUAGAAAUGACAGAUUCAAAUAUUGUUUUGUGCUGAAUGAACAGAAAGCUCAGGACCAAUAUGAUUUUUCUGAACUCAGAAUGAGUGAUCAUGGUUCCACACUUAAACGUGGUGAUCAUGGUAUGGUUCCACACUUAGGAGAAGAUUUGCAGUUGCUUCAAAUUCAUCACGCGUUAAAGGUUAUAGAAAUUCAAAUUUGUGAAUCCACAUAAAAUCCCAUAUAUGGCAAACCCUACACAUGACAAAAAAGGUUUGAUGCUGUUAUACACUUCGCUGGACUAAAACCUAUUGGUGAAAGUUCAUUUAGGAAUACUUUUAUUUGUCUAAACCCCUACUACACUUCGCUGGACAUAGUUUAUAAUUACUUUUUCUUUAUCUUGCAGUGAGAGUCUUUAAUAUUUCUUUUUCUAUAAAAUGCUCCAGUUAGUCAUAUCCUUUUGACUUCCUUGUAGAAUAUAUUUGAUUUGUGAGCAAUAGUUUCUCCAGCUUAUUAAUUUUCACUGCUGCUUAUUAGUGGCUUCUUAUCAAUCCUAGUGGCUAGUCGCUUGGAUGUAGAUGCUCCAGUUCGAAUCAACACAAUGACACUCUAAAAUGGAUAAGUUUUGUUUUGUACACAAUCUAAUUAUCAUUGGUGACUAGUCACUUAGGUGGAGAUGCUCCAGUACUUAAACUCUAAAUCAUUUUUUUUCCUACUUGGCUCAAGCCACAUCAGCAGUAGUUAAAAAAUUACAAGGGCAACAAUUAAGCUGUAGCUCAGAUACAUUGGAGUUCUUUCUUGUCUUCAGUUUGUUGCCCUUAAUUCAUGCUAAGUCAUUAUGGGUUCGGUCAUCAACAUUGUGAUGAAUGACACAAUAUUAAAUCUAUUCUGCAAGCUUUCUGCAAGAUUUUUGCAAGCUUUAUGCAAGAUUUUGGCAAGCUUUAAGUCUAUCAAGCAUGUUAAACUAAAAAUUCUACAAGCUUUCUUUAGGAAGUUGGCAAUUUUCCACUAUUGGUUAAACUCAUAUUCUAAACGUUUCAUUUUAGCUUUCUUUCUGCAAAUACUGUAUGCAUUUUAGAAUGGAGAAAUAUUAUAUGCAUUUUAGAAUGGAGAAAUUGCAAGCUUUCUCUGCAUAUCAGAAACAGCACAGUUUGAAGAAUGCAGUUUAGAAAAUGCAUGCAUUUUAGAAUGCAUAUUAGAAACUGCAUGCAUUUUAGAAUACAGUUUGAAGAAACGUUGUCUUUCUGCAAGCCAAGCUUUCUUUCUGCAAGCUUUAUUUCUGCAGUUUGAAGAAACAUUGCAUUUCUGCAACAACAGUGCUUUUUGCAAGAAAGCGUUUGCAGAGAAGAAAGCGUUUCAUUUCUGCAAACUUUCUUUCUGCAGUUUGAAGAAACGUUGCAUUUCUGCAAGCUUUCUUUCUUUCUUUCUGCAAGCAUUUCAUUUCUGAGUAAUGAGUUUUGGUUCAUUUAUAGAAAAUAGCUAGUAGAAAUAAUUUU
Molecule: messenger RNA, 3224 nt
Organism: Zingiber officinale
Lineage: Eukaryota; Viridiplantae; Streptophyta; Magnoliopsida; Zingiberales; Zingiberaceae
Product: pentatricopeptide repeat-containing protein At2g36730-like
Exons: 7
Coding region: 301-1143 (280 amino acids)
Biological process (GO): RNA modification
Molecular function (GO): RNA binding; protein binding
Source: RefSeq, a predicted model, not a curated record